GCUGCUUCCCGGAGCGUGAUGACCAGGGGCUCCCAGCACCCUGGAGGGGGUCUGAGGCCGCAUCCUCGCCAGCCUGCACCCUUCCCCACCACCUUUUGGCAGCGUGGUCGAGCUCGGUCCAGCCCGGGCUUGCUUCCCUAAGACAGCAGAUGCAACGCAGCUCUCGAGGAUGCGCUAAGAGGGAAGGAGCAAGGAGCCAGCCUGCCAUGGCGAUGUAUUUUUGGGUAGCAAAGGAGGUGCUGGGGGUACCUGGGGGCCAGGCAGUGCCCAGGGCCAAGCCCAGCAUCUCGGCCCUGGCGUGCAGCGGGGUGAAAAAUUUUGCAAGAGGAAGUGGCAGGACUGCGCGGUGCGAGGCGAGCGCAGGAAGGGGAGGCGAUGCGCGGCGCCCGAGGGACCAGACUGCAGGCAGUGAGCGAACCCGGGCGCCAAGAGCAGGAGCAAACUCGCAGCUCUGCCCCUUCCAUGCUGCCCCAGCGCUGCUGCGCAGGGAGGUGGGUGGAGGAGGAGAGGGAAGGGUUACCCAGCACGGCUGCCUGUUAAAGAGAAAUAGCUCCGCUGGCUCUGGAGGAUGAGCCGAAGGAGCUAUUGCAGAUAAGUGCCGGCGAGCUGAGGAUGUGAGAGCGAGUUUGCCGCUGGCGCGGGAGCCGGAGCAGGAACCGCCGAUGGUCGCCGGCCCCCUGAGCCCCCCGGCGAGCCCCGUGCACGCUCGGCCUCUCGCCUCUGCUGAGCUUCGAUGACCAUCGGCAGCAGCAUGAGCAGCGGCUACUGUAGCUUGGAUGAAGACCUCGAGGAUUGCUUUUUCACAGCAAAAACCUCUUUCUUCCGGAGCACGCCAAACAAGGUCCCUGCCAAGAAUGUAACACAAACGGUAGAAGAAGAAAAACCCGAGCCUCCGACCAUCCAGGAGAUCAAACAGAAAAUUGAAAAAUACAAUGCAAAAGUUACAAACUGCCUGUUGAUGAAGCUGAACGACGAUGGGACGUACACAGGUUUCAUUAAAGUGCAUUUGAAACUGCGCCGCCCCGUGACAGUGCCGGCGGGGAUCCGGCCGCAGUCCAUCUACGAUGCCCUCAAGGAGGUGAACCUGGCCGAUAUGACGGACAAGAGAACCUCCUUCUACUUGCCGCUGGAUGCCAUCAAGCAGCUCCACAUCAGCAGCACGACCACGGUGAGCGAGGUGAUCCAGGGGCUCCUGAAGAAAUUCAUGGUGGUGGAUAAUCCUCAGAAGUUUGCACUUUUCAAGGAGAUGCGGAAAGAUGGGCAAGUGCUCUUGCAGAAGCUGCCUCUCACCGAGUACCCCCUGUACCUCCGGCUGCUGGCGGGCCCCGACACAGAUGUGCUCAGUUUCGUGCUGAAGGAAAACGAAACAGGGGAAGUGGAGUGGGACGCAUUCUCCAUCCCAGAGCUACAGAACUUCCUGAUGAUACUGGACAAAGAAGAAAAGGACAAAAUCCAGCAAGUGCAAAGGAAGUACGAGAAGUUUAAACAGAGACUGCAACAGACCUUGAAAGAAGCCAGAGGCAAGCCUGGAUAACUCUUCAGGAGGCACCGGGCAUCAGACUAAGCUAGAUAAUAUUUUUAAAAUGAAAAGACACUUCUCAGGACACCUUAUAGCGGUCACUCUCCCUCUUCACCCUUCCCUUAAGGACUGGCUCACAGCACCCAUAAAACGAACAUAUAGCGUUUUGUUCUUCUGAAACCUCUUAUCCCAGGACCAGAACCACUCAAAGAAGGGGAAGCCUGUUUUAAAACUGUGCCCGUCAACAAACCAAACGCAGCUGCUGGUUCGCUUUUCAGCUGUACCAUCCGAUGGAGAAGCUUCGUGGAAAACGCUCAGCGUUAAACCCAACAGGAACGUCUACUGGCUGAUGUUUUGAGCAGGGUAACGCUUGCUGUUCACACUCCUCCCAGCGACUUGCUUGCUCUUGUUCGGCGGUGCUGCGGCUCAUUGCGUGUGCUCACGUGCCCGAGUUCUCAUUUCGUAAGUAGAGCGCAGGAAGCAGCAGAUAAAGCGGAAGAGGCGCUUGCGCCAAACCACGUGGGUGUUGCAGCUGUAACCAGUGCCGAUGGACUCGUUCAGGGCUAAGAUAGCCAGGGAAAAGUAAAGUUAUGACACCAAGGCAGCUGCAACACCCGAACAGUCUGUUAGUAAGUAUGAUUGAAACUUGGUAAUAUUAAUUCCAGGAAAAAUCAUCCAUUUUCAUUCUAUUUAACUUCCAGUUUUGAAAACAGAUGUGAAUUAAAGCAAAUACCCCCAAUGCUUAGCUAAGUUAGCCAGUGUUUCACCAGUUUUCUACUCCAUAGGAACUGGGAUCUAUGUUUUAGGAAAUUCUGUUUGAAAAGUGCAAAGGUGAUGGUUGGGGCAUAGGCCGAUGGUUUGAUAUUGAACAUUUAGCAAUACAUAUCCAAAAGACUAACCCAGGAAAGCUCAAAACCCCUUUCACAAAUGAAACCGAUUUUGAGCUACGAACAGGUCUGGCACCGAGGGAGAGGAGCUCCGACCAGGGCCAGGGCGUGAGGCAGCACCGAGAGCGCAGGCUGCCUGCCUGGGAAAGCCUCGGCUCCAGGAAGAGCAAGGGAACCCUUAGCCUCAGAUGCUUUCCGCCCACCGCUCUCCCAUACUGUACUUCCUCCUGCUAACCCUCCUUGCGCUUUCCCACCUCUCCUGUCCGUGACACGCCAUCCUCUCCCUCCCUGUGCCCGUGUCGUGUUCUCCCUCCCUCCCCGCUCGCCAUCGGUGCUCUGCCUGCGUGUCCAGGAAGGUUACCGGGUUUCGCUCUCUGCGUGGUGCUAGGGGAGGGCAGUAAGCGUCUCUGUCCCUGUCAGGGCUCCCACCGUCUCUGAUGCACGCACUGCAUAAAAAUCCUUCAUAAAAAUCCUUGAGCUGGAGCGUCGGUUACUGCCGUAACUCCAACCAGCCACCCUGCUCUCGACGCCACGCAGCGAUCACGGAAGGGCACGAGAGGUUCCAGGGAUGCCAGUCUGAGAGAGGAUGGUCCCCAAGUUUACUCUCGGUGCUUUGUACCGAUCCUGCUGCACACAGCCAGGUUCAGUCUUCCCUCUGUUUACACAGGACACCGCAACAAAGCGUAAAGGGAAAAUGGAACGUGAAUACUAGCUGGAUUCGGAUGGAGCACGUGAGAGGGUUUCCUAUUGACUCGAUGAACAAGUGUCCCUUUGAGCUCGCUGUAGACUGCUGUGACCCCACCUGCGUGAAGCAGGGAGGGAGGCAACAGGUUAUUGGGUAACAGUUACCACAGACAAUGCAGAAGAGUCUAAAAUUUACCUCAGUGCCUUUUUUUUUUUUUUUUUUUUUUCCUAAGUGUGAAAACUUUGCAUUUGGGCUAAGGUAGAAAUUGGAAGGGGCUUUUGUCAAGAGGCCUUGUCAGUCCUGAACCCCCCCGUUACCUAAAGUACUGUUGUGAUGAGGCUGCUCUCGUCCGUAGAGGGACGAGGAACUGUUUUGUUUCUUUCUUGAAGGUGACUGCUUGGGAUUUUUUUUUUUUUCUUCCAGAUUUAUACUUGAGUAUGUUUGUUUAUAAACUGUAAGAGAGUACCUGCAUCACUUAAAGCCCCUCGGUUUGUAUAAAAGCCACUUUCUGCAAGCUUAGUCCCAGCUCAAGGUUUAGUCAGUAGCGUAAAAAGGUUUGCUAAAACAGGGCUAUGGCCUCUGGCACGCGGUGCAGGAAGGGCCUCCAGCUGUACUGUACUCUACACCCAGAUGACCUUCAACAACAUGGUGGCAGCCCAAACAGAGCAGCAGUUUUCCUGCUCUGGGGCUGUUUGUCCAGUUACAAUACUUAUUGCUUCACUGUGCACUUGUGAAGUAAUUUAAAUAACAUUUAUCUAGUGCUUUGAGUCUCGAAAGCACUGUAUAAAUACUUCUGUUGAGUCAAGAAAAAGAACACUGUAAAAACUGCCAUUGGUUCUGAGAAGUAAGAUCCAGACGCUUGUUUUUAAAUCCCUUAUCUUUCUGGCUAAAAGUUGUAAAGAUUUCUUUGUUGUUGUUGUUUUCUACUAGAGUUUUGGUGACUGUCUCCCUCUCCCCUCCCGGAACCCAGCAUGUCUUUAACAUUUUGUAGAAGGCAUGGCUUCUUAUGCAAUUACCGUGAAUGCUGCUGAAAACCUCCUGCAAAGGGGAGGGCUGUUUCUUUUGUGUUUUUUUUUUUUUUUUUUUUCAAAAUAUGGGGCAUUUCAGGAAUUGGUAGAUCUUGAAACUCAAAUUCUCAACAGUCAGUUGAGCUGCGUCUAGGAUGGACGUACUGGCCCCUUCCUUAAGCGCAAAAUACUGUUGGCAGUGCCUUUGGUUAGUAUAUUGUCUCACCUAGUUCGUGUGAAUUUAUUUCUCAUGUCUCUUGUAAAACAUGUAAAAUAAUGUGUAUAGAAUGGAAUAGUAAAGCUUCUAUGGCAAAGUGAAAUGCAUUUUUGCAAUGCUGUAAUUUAUUUUUACUACUCCCUAGUAAUUCUAUGGCAUUUUUAAAAAAUGUCUCACUUCCAGCUUUUUUGAAGGUUCUGAAACUACUUGUUCAUAUGCAGGCAGUGUAAAAGACAAUGAUAAUAAAACUGUCAGUAAUUAAAGAAA
Messenger RNA from Grus americana (Whooping crane), 4582 nucleotides. RefSeq names its product Ras association domain family member 5 (gene RASSF5). Gene Ontology annotation, biological process: signal transduction. Bases 734 to 1534 code for a protein of 266 amino acids. The record is from RefSeq and is a predicted model, not a curated record. Gene Ontology annotation, cellular component: nucleus. The transcript has 5 exons. Lineage: Eukaryota; Metazoa; Chordata; Aves; Gruiformes; Gruidae.